GGGAUCAGCCCGCGUUAUUCGAGAAAAAAGUUUAGUGUCGCCAUUUUCUGUUUCUCGAUGUUGAACGAAAAUGAAAAGUUUAAUUGAUUUUUUCGUCUUUUUAUUGGAAUGUGUUUGAAGAGUUCUUGGCAGUCAGCCAUCAAAAAUCAUUUCAAGAAUAUCAUGAAAAGAAAAGAAAAUGUGAGGUAGUAGAAACAGAGGAUGACAAAUGUCAAAGUUGAUUUACCAAAAUUAUGCGUUAAUCAGCAACCUAUGGUUUGCAGCGGAGAAAUAUCUUUGAAAAUCCUUUUUUCAUUAAUUAAACAUCAUGGAGGGAUAUCCCGCACUCCAGUUGGUGUCAGAGAGUUCUUGGCAGUCAGCCAUCAAAAAUCAUUUCAAGAAUAUCAUGAAAACUGAACGAGUUGCUGCUGGAAAUGGAACUGGAGGUGCAGCAGUGGUAAAACCAGAGAUAAAAAGAAAAUGCGAGGUGUGCAACAGUGGUGUGCAAACACAUGCUUCGAUGACGUCAGAUCACCCAAAGUUUCAUAGUGCAAGACACAAGGAACAAGCUCAGUGCAAGAUGAUGAUGACUUAACUAAACAAAUUAAUUUAAACAUAUCAAGAAACCUUAAUGGGGUUUUUUUUAGAAAUAAAUCUAACAAAUUUAAAUUUCAUUCUCUACAAAUUUCCUCCAUAAUAAGGGGUGGCGGAAGCAUUGAUUGGUACGGUGUAGGGUUAGAAAAUUUUGUAAAAUUUACACGUCUAGAUGCUCGGAAAUAGCACUUAAGUUUUUAAAACGCCAGGAUACUGAAAAGAAUCACCCUUGUGGAAGGUUUAACUUUUUGUUUAACAUACUGUUGUGUCAUUUUAAUCAAUUUAUUAUAAUCUCCAUGGCAUGACAUCACAGUUCUUUUUCACGGCAUCUGGUAGACCUGCUUGUUGUUUUGUUCAGGGUUUAACUGAUCGUCUCGUUUAAGAAAUUGAUUUUUGUGUUUAUACUGAAUAUUACGUACGGAAUUUAGGAGAGUUUCGGAUUUUCGGAAUACAAUACAUGAGUUAUUUUAAGUAGUAUAAUAACCAUGUUUUAAAUAACGAAAUCACCAAAGAAAUAUCGUUUUAGCGUUCUGUCUUAGCAUGGGAAUGAUAUUUUUAGCAUGUCAAGUGCGGGCAAUGAUCAGAAUGUUUGCUUCAAAGCCCAUGCAUGUCCAUACGCAUGCCCAGAACGAUCUAUCUGGGAUUUUCCCUUGAACUUGACAGUGUCUGUAAAUCUGUACUGAACAUGUGGUGAAAAUAGGGUCGCUUAGUGAGGUGAUAUCGUCGCUGCUCGCGAUAACUUAAGAAGAGCCAAGCCUAGCCUAGACGAAGAUUUGUUUACAGUAUAUAAAGUAUCUCAAUUCGCUGUUGGCGAAUUUGCGAAUGGCUAGCGUGAGCGUAGUCUGUACGCCACGGUAUGUGGCAUGUGGGGACAUAAUUAAUAGACUAAUUUCUUGGAAAUUAAUUUAUAAAAAUAUCCAUAAAUUUGCUCUAGCAUUAUUUAUAGACUAAAAGUAGAGGAUCUAAAGUUAAAAGUUGUUAUCUUUUUAAAUUUGGUUUUAGGACUAACUUUUAGACGUCUGCAUGGCGUACGGGAAACAACGAAAAGUCAAAAUCUAAAAAAACUUAAUUUACUCCGCAAUAAGUUAUCGCGAGCAGCAAUAUCACCUCACUAAGCGACUAUUUUCAUUAUUAAUUAAUUAUUUUAAUUAAUUUGUUUAAUUAAGUCAUCACCAUCUUGCACUGAGCUUGUUCCUUGUGUCAUGCACUAUGAAACUUUGGGUGAUAUGACGUCAUCGAAGCAUGUGUUUGCACACCACUGUUGCACCCCUGAAAAACAAAAUUAACAAAUUGGCGGACAGGGUUUCGGAGGCGCGGUCUCUGCCCUCAGCAAAGUGAAUGCAAAAAAAAUAACAAAAUUAAGAACUUGAGUGCUAUUUCCGAGCACCUAGACAUAUAAAUUGUACAAAAUGUUCUAACCUCAGCCCAAUCAUGGAGGGGCAGAGCUUAUUAGAGACUGUCACGCCGUAUAAACGGCAGCGGAAGCAGGGGGUGGGGCCAAUUGGCCAACCCACUUUUUCUACUGGGGGCCUGGGGCCCCCUUUUGUGACUGCUCCCAGCCUUUUGUGACUGUUCCCAGCACCAGUGACAAACAUUUUACGAAUGCUGCAGUGUUAUUAUUAUUAUUAUUAUUACUAUUAUUA
Anneissia japonica is the source of this 2216-nucleotide messenger RNA. RefSeq lists its product as uncharacterized. Bases 308 to 574 code for a protein of 88 amino acids. NCBI's taxonomy places the organism in Eukaryota, Metazoa, Echinodermata, Crinoidea, Comatulida, Comatulidae. The record is from RefSeq and is a predicted model, not a curated record. The transcript has 4 exons.